Leptopilina heterotoma is the source of this 1470-nucleotide messenger RNA. RefSeq names its product venom acid phosphatase Acph-1-like. The record is from RefSeq and is a predicted model, not a curated record. Gene Ontology annotation, biological process: dephosphorylation. The transcript is spliced from 8 exons. The coding region runs from base 297 to 1382 and encodes 361 amino acids. Gene Ontology annotation, molecular function: phosphatase activity. Lineage: Eukaryota; Metazoa; Arthropoda; Insecta; Hymenoptera; Figitidae.
AAAUAAUUUUUCAUUAUUUUCUUUUCUAUAACAGUCAUCGGCAUCAAUAAAUUCUAAUUUAUAACAUUUUCAUUAAUUAAAAAAAAUAGAAAAUUUUACAUGACAUUUCUAAUGUUUGGAAAAUAUUCUAUACAUACCAAGUAUACCUACCUUAUUCUUUCAAAUAUAUUAAUAUAUUUGUGACUACAAUAAUAUUGUAGGUGGAGUAGAAUUAUUGUAAAUCUAAAAAACAGGAUAGUAUUUUAUAGAAAAUAUAUUUUACAGUAAGAGUAGAAAAUUUUCAUAUACAUUUUGAAAUGUCUGUUAAUACUCUAACUACUUUUGUAAUUAUAGCAGUAUUAAAUAUAUUAACAAUUGCCAGUGAACCAAAAAGACACGUUAAAUUAGUCAGUGUGGUUUUUAGACAUGGAGAUCGUACUCCAGAUAUUGUAUACCCUAAGAUGCCUUACACGAAUGAUAAUUAUUUUCCCAAUGGUGUUGGAGGAUUGACGAAUAAUGGUAAAAAAAGGGCUUAUCAACUUGGAGAAGUAUUGAGGGAAAAGUACAAUCAAUUUCUGGGUCCAAUUUACUAUCCAGAUAAUGUUUAUGCUCAGAGUACGGAUUAUGUAAGAACAAAAAUGACAUUACAACUUGUUUUAGCAGCAAUGUAUCCCCCAUCGGAAUUGCAAAGAUGGAACUCUCAUUUAGAUUGGCAACCAAUACCAACAGUUUAUGUUCCUGAGCAGAAUGAUAAAUUACUUUUGAGAACAUACUAUUGUAAUUCAUUUUUGGAGAAUUACGAGAACUUAAAAAAGGAGGCCUAUAUCUCCGAGAAACUGGAGAGGUUCGAAAAUGCAAAAGAGGAAUUGACAAACAUAACAGGAUGGAAGAUGAAUGACAUCUACGAUCUCUACACUCUACAUUGUAACCUCGUGUGUUUAAAUUACAUGGACAAACAUUUACCAAAUUGGGUCAGUACAUUAUCAUCCAUUCUCAAUGAUUCAACUGUGACAACAUUCAAUUUAAUGAAUUACAACAAUCUUCUAAAAAAACUGAAUGGAGGAGCCCUUUUACGAAAAGUUGCCGAGGACAUGAAAUUAGUUGCAGAUGGCGAUCGGCAUAAACAUAAAGUAUUUCUAUACAGUAGCCAUGAUCUCAAUGUAUACGCAAUGCUAGCAUCUCUAAAUGUUGUUCAGCCACAUCUACCAGAAUUCACCAGCGCUGUUAUUAUAGAAUUGUACACAAUUAACGAAGUCUAUUACGUUGAGGUUCUACACUAUUUGGGUAUUCCAUCAGUAAUUAAGACACUAGAAAUACCGAAUUGUGGAUCUCCGUGUCCAUUGUCGACAUUCUUUCAUAUUAUAAAAGACGUCAUUCCCUCUGAUGAAGAAUUGAAGUGCUAGCGAAUUUUACCAACCUGUGAAAUUAUUAUGCUUUACUACAAACUUAUUGUAAUUUACAAUAUGAUAAAUAAAUUAUGUAUUUCUCUUA